Molecule: messenger RNA, 1597 nt
Organism: Nematolebias whitei (Rio pearlfish)
Lineage: Eukaryota; Metazoa; Chordata; Actinopteri; Cyprinodontiformes; Rivulidae
Gene: aaas
Product: achalasia, adrenocortical insufficiency, alacrimia
Exons: 15
Coding region: 1-1554 (517 amino acids)
Biological process (GO): nucleocytoplasmic transport
Cellular component (GO): nuclear pore
Molecular function (GO): protein binding
Source: RefSeq, a predicted model, not a curated record
AUGUGCUCUCUGGCUUUGUUUCCUCCGCCUUCCUCCGGACAGACCACUCUGUGUGAGUCCAACAACCAGCUGCUGUCAGGGGCCAGCACCCCGGAAGAAGAGCCGCUCAGACAGGGCUUGGUUCCUCUGAGUCUGAAUUUUCCCAGAGAGUCACUGAAGCUCCACAGUCGCACAGAAAGCAGCAGUAAAGCUGCCUUCCUGGACCACUCUGAAACACUGUGGAUGAGGAGUGCAGCAGCGUGGCGGGAUGGUGGCUUCACUGGGCUGCUCAAUGAAAUUACCACCUCUCAUGCAGAGGUGCCCAAGUGGCUGUCAGUGACGUCUGGUUGCAUCCUGGCCUUGCUCCAGUGGGCCUCAUCGUUCCACGGUUCUCUGUUUCCUCACGUCACACUGAGCAGUGAAGACAUGAUCGCUGAGUUUUCACAGGCGUUGAACUGGUCUGACUGUGUGGUGCGAGCCUUCGCCUGGCAUCCUCACACUGAUAAAUUUGCUGUCGCCUUGUUGGAUGACUCCGUCAAGAUCUACAAUCCCAAAAGUGCCAUAACACCCACACUGAAGCACCGUCUGCAGAAGAACGUUGCGGCGAUGCAGUGGAAGCCCCUGUGUGCGUCUGAUCUUGCCGUCGCCUGCCAGAACUGUUUACUGGUGUGGCACGUGGACCCCUGCUCACUGUCCACCAGGCCUUCGUCAGGUUGCGCUCAGGUUUUGUCUCAUCCUGGACACUCUCCGGUCACGUCCAUCGCCUGGUCUCCAAGCGGGUCCCUCCUCUUGUCGGCCUCGCCGAUGGAUACGGCCAUGCUGGUUUGGGAUGUGGCUGCAGAGAGCUGUGUGCCCCUUCAGCGUGUCGGAGGAGGUGGCGUCACCUUCCUGUCCUGGUCACCAGACAGCAGCCACGUCCUGGCUUCCACACCAUCUGCUUUGUUCAGGGUCUGGGAGACCAGGAUGUGGACCUGUGAGCGCUGGCCAUGUAUAAACGGACGCUGCCAGUCCGGCUGCUGGAGUCCAGAUGGAAGUCGGCUUCUUUUCACUGUUCAAGGAGAGACUGUUAUUUACGCUCUGACCUUCACUGGAGCACCAGGCGUACCAACAAGCAAAGGGCUGCAGGCUGCAGCUGUUGUGGCUGACCUGUCAGAGACAACCUUUAAAACACCAGAUGGAGACAUCAUCGUUGGUGGAGAGGUUCAGUCUGUAGCCUGGGAUCCCAGAGGCGAGCGGCUCGCUGUGCUUCUUAAAGGUGAUCCACAAGCAGCAAACCGACCCGCAAUCAUCGCCGUCUUUAAAACGAGAACCAACCCCAUCUUUGAGCUUUUACCCUGUGGGUUUGUUCAAGGGGAGCCGGGCACUGAGCCGAGGUUGAUGCAGUUCCACCCAAAUUUCCGUCAUGGAGCUCUCCUUACUGUGUGUUGGUCCAGCGGAAGAAUCACUCACGUGCCUUUCUACUUCCUGAGCACCUCCCUCCCCCAUGUUGGCCUCAGUGGGAGUCCACUGCCUCACCCACACGACAAGCCUGCUGACAUGUCCAAUCAGACACUGUUUACAGAGCUCCUCUCCUGACUGACCAGCUCCACAACCCCACAUCGUCUUUGUCAUAAAUUGU